Drosophila kikkawai is the source of this 758-nucleotide messenger RNA. It is a transcript of the gene Ibf2, whose product is annotated as Insulator binding factor 2. The record is from RefSeq and is a predicted model, not a curated record. Lineage: Eukaryota; Metazoa; Arthropoda; Insecta; Diptera; Drosophilidae.
UCUAUCGAUAUAUCGGUGUAGCGACGCUGGCAACACGAACUAUCGGUGUAGAAUCUUUGUUUGUUGUUAAUUUUGACGAGGAAAAUGUCACUAAAAAGACCCAAGCGCGCUGGACUUACCAAGGAAGCCACUUGGAAGAGGCUCGGGUUUUUGCCGGCCGACAAGGAGGGCAAGGACGGGGAUCCGAAGAAGUACCGGGCGAUAUGCAUCCACUGCCAGAAAUACCAGUCCAACACCAGCAUCGACAGGCUGAUUAUCCACAGGAAAUCGUGCACCUCGUUCCGGGAGGAUCUUUCGGUAGAGCUAGGUAUUCCGUCAACUCCCGGCAAGCCAGCAGCAGGCAGUGUGCGAAAAUCAACGGUGCUCCGAAGUAUGAAGUCGGACCCGCUGACCCCGGCAGGUCCUACAGAUGCUCCUGCAAGCGGCGAAUUCACCUCCACGGCCAGCCUGAUGGAGAAGUUGCUCGACGAGGACGACCAGCUGGUGCGCAUCGAUCUGGACCAGCUGGUGUCCCCGCUGCCCUCCGAGAGCAAUCGACUGCAGAAGGACCUGAUUAAGGCGGAGACCGAGUAUCUGGAGACCAAGUCCAUCUACUUCAACAAGAUGAACGAGAUCGCCGAGCUGCGGCGAACGGUGACCAUGCUGGAGGCAAAGAAGACCCAGCUGGAGAUCGCCAAGCUGCGUGCCGAGUGCGAGUAGUCUUAGCAUUAAACUUUAGAAAACAUUUAAAAAUUUUUACAAAUAUAAAAAUUCACUUA